AUGGUCGGGCUUGAACGAGAAUGGAACCAGGGCUUUAGAAGAGUGGAACUGAACCUCGACUCCUCUACGGCCAUUGCUAUUAUCAAAGACUGCAAGGAUACUGACCACAGACAUGGUGCGCUUGCAGAGCAGUUUGGCAGACUGUUGGAGCGGGAAUGGGAGGUUUGUUCAUCGCCUCUCUCAGGAACAAAAGGAUCCGAGCUCUGCAUCAGAGUUGAUUCAUCCUUCAACUACGAAGCUCCUAUGGUGAGUCGUUAUAUGGAUGCUUUGUAUUUCGUUUGUUUCAGUGGAUCGAUCGGAGUUCCCUGUGGCACAUCCUCGCCAAGCGACGCCUCCACGAACGCGUCCUUCAGUCGUGCGCCCUCCUCCGUCAUCUUCUUCCUCAGUGGCAGCCUCUUCGCCUCGUAG
This is a messenger RNA of Linum tenue, 408 nucleotides long. Lineage: Eukaryota; Viridiplantae; Streptophyta; Magnoliopsida; Malpighiales; Linaceae. The record is from the annotation of a GenBank genome assembly.